AUGCCUCGUGAUGCCGGCCCCCGCAAGCCCACCCUCAAGCAGCUGGCGAAGCAGAAAGCGAAGGACAUCAAGACCCGGGAGCGCAACGAGGCGACGUUCGCAUCCGCCGUUCAGCACUCCAAAAGCACCAUACUCGACGUGGACAUGCGGUUCAUUCAAGACACGCUGACCCAGAACCCGACUUGGAUUUCUCCACUCGCUGGUCUGAUCCGCUCGGGCUCGUUGAAUGGUCUUCUGAAGGACGUUGCCAAGAAGGAGGAGACCGGUGGACUGAGAUGGAAGGGCAAGUGCACCAAAUGGGGCAGUUUGCCGCUUGAGAUGGCGAGCUUAAUGCUCAAGCAUUGCGGUGUGGAGCUCGCGGAGGACGUACAGAAGGACGAACCCGUCGUACGGACCCUCUUCGAGAUCCAGUUCUGGGCAGCCAAGUCGGCGUCCUUGCCAUCUCGUGCGGACAUUCGCUAUCAGUCCACGUUGGUCAAGUUAGCGAGGGCCCGCAUGGAGGACGUUGGUCGCAACUACAUAGCUGCGGUGAACUCGGCGGAGGCUAUCAGUGUUGACCGGGACAGGUACAACAUCUGGUCACUUAGAACAACACGUUGUACUGCCACGUCUUUGCCACACAAGAUGGACACCCUCGCCUCGUACCUCAGCCACGAGCUUCCUACUCUCCCGGACAACAAGACGUGGCAAUUGGACGCCAAGUGGACCUUCGACUUGUCGUCGGACGCAGACACCACGGCUGGCCUCGGCGACAAUGUGCCGCAGGGACCUCCAGCUUUUUUCAGCUCUGCGUCGGACAAGCGUCGGACAGUUGCAUUUUGCAUUCCCUGCGGGACACACGGAAGCCUCAAGGGCGAGAGCUACAAGUUCAAAGAGCCGCAGACCAAGGUAACGGAUGGACAUCGUUUUUGGCACAUGCGUUGGUUUGUGGACUUCCUCGGAGGACACGAGUCUCGAAAUUUCCUCGCAGGCAGUGUGUCGACGUUCAGGAACAAGCUCUUCACGAUUGCAUGGCCCUGCUGGACAGACACGGAGGACGCUCUGAAAAAAGAGAUCGAGUCGCACUUUCUCCAGAGUUCGUUCUCCCUCCUCAAGCAGCAGGAGCACGCUGCAAACGCCGAGAAGAAGGGCACCAAACGAAAGGCAUCCUCGCAGCAGAUGCAGGACGACAUGGAGGACGACAACGAGCAAGCGGACAAUGAGGAGCACACGGGUGACCAGAUGGAAGAGGUAGCAGCUGGACGAAGCACACGUUGUACAGAGUUUGCCACGUCGAGCUUUGCAACGAUUGUUCUUUUGCAUCAAUGGCACCAGGGUAUGCGCAAAGAUGCCAAAUGGAAGAAGCCGGCAGAGGAGGUAUCCAAGCUGGCCGGGGAGUUGCUUCAAGGCCUCGCUUCCUUGUUCCUGCAGACCCCGCAGGACUUCUCAUUCACGUGGGACGGAAACACUCUGGUGCUGCCGUUCAAAGGAGGUUCGCUGGACGUGGACGAGGUUGUACUGCAAAACAGUUUACUUGCUAAAGUACUACACCGCGAUCGUUCCCGAUUCAUGGACGUGCUGCAGGAUGUGAAUGUGGACUGCACCCGUCGGACAAUUGGAGACACUCGCAAGUCAUCUAGUUUGAGGACGAAGUACUACUUGUUGGCGGCUUUGGCACGUGCCAUGGAUUCGUCGGACGACACGCAUUCCUGCUGGACAUCUUUGAAUGUGAAGCAAGUGAUGAGCACCUCCGGAUAUCGUCGGUCGUCCACGAGUUUUCGACAAGAGGUUGCGAGUUCAUCGAAUGCCACACGCAGGACACUUACCUCCACAUUGCAAGGACAUGCGUUCACCGUGCAGGACAGCAGCGAACAGCAGGACGAACAAAAGAUCAAGAAGCACGCUUCUAUGGACGCACACAGGCUAGCACGCAUGGAGCGAUACGCCUAUGUCACGCAGGGCAAGUCAGAUUUCCUCUCGACGGACAUUUUGUGCGUGGUGGUCCAGAAAUCGUCCGUCUUGUCGGCUGAGCAGUGGAAAGCUAUGUGGAACAAGGCUUCCAAGAAGUUCCUCGGGAUCGAGAAACCCGUUGGACCUGGUCAUGCGGAGGACCGGCUGGCCACACUGUCUUGGAUGCAGGACAUAAACCACGGCUUGCGACCCAUUGGCUGGACUUUUGGCUGCUGCCAGAGCACGCCGGCCGGCCCCGCGGAGGACGACACGAAGGCUAAACGUGCACCGAUCAUGAUUUUGUGCACCGACCAAGAAGCAACACAGCUGGCGGCUGUCUCCUUCUUGAGGAACAAAAAGAGCCUCUGGAUCGAACACGUCUCGGACCCCGCCCACAGGUCGCACAACGACGUGGCUUUGGCCUUGUCGGCCGCUGGACUCCUGAAGUUCUGCACAUGGUGCAUCUCGCUGUACAACAUCAGGUAUGGACCCUGGCAGAAGGGCUCGUGGGCGUUGAAGAUCCAGCAAGCCGCAAAUCGCAUGAAGGACAACAUGGACCCCUCGGACCCGAUAUUGCUCCUUUUCUUCCCGGACAUUCUGCUGGACGCCGGCCUCUCCCCCCUGGACGACAACACGGAGGAGAAACGCAGGUCGUUUUUGCAGACAUUACCCGACAUGGACUGCAUCCGCAUCAAGGGCACGAAGGCCAGCAAGAGUCGGUUCAAUUCCCUGACGACGGCCCACAGCGCGCUGGACAAAGAGUGGUCGGUCUUGGCUUUAGUUCUCACGGUGGUCUGCUUGGAGCACAACUGGGCAGUUUCCACUAAGGACCUCUUCUCGCAGGACAGCAACCAGGCCCGUGCCUCGGUUCCAUAUGGUGGAAGCAAGUCUUCUGCCAUACAGGAGGCCAAGCAAGGCAUGGACCAGGAGCGGAAGGGCAGCGCGAACAGUCUACACUUAAUGACGAAGUUCGUGAUCUCGCAGGACAACAAGACGACAGCCAGGAUGAUGUUCCAGGUCUUGCAACCCGAAGAGCUUCGUUGUUCGCUCAUGCUCAAGCAGCUGCGUUCCAAAGGCAUGACGAAGGACUACUACUCUGGCUGGGCACACUGGUCUUGGAUGAGCACUGCAAAGGACCACGUCAGGACUUUGUCGAAUUUGGAAGGUUUAUCUCGUGUCGGCCUCGACCUGACACUGGCACGCGCACAACCCCCGGAGGAGACAGAGCUUGUCUGGCAGGACUCGCUCGCAGGCCAAAUGACGCAGUUGACACUACAGAUCCUGCGGCUGCGGGCCGGGGCACAGCUGUACCAUACUGGAGGUUUCGGUGCGACCGCAGGACUAGUCCAUGCUGAAGAGCAGUUCCGUCGGGCAAGCUUGGAUUUUUUCAAAGAGAUGCAGUCUUGUAUCCAGGACACGCACAGUGGUGGUUCUCGUAUGGCAAAAAAAUUGCUCGAAGGUCAUUUCUCCCAAGGGCCGAUUAGUCGGUACAUCCUCGCCGAUCUUUGCACUACCCGGUUUCAGAGCCUUACGGAGGACGUUGCACACGUAUUGACCAGCAUUUGGUCGGGCCUCUUGAACACGAAGAUCAUCGAAGACUGUAAUAAAGUCCAGCGCGAGGCCGAGCAACGACAUUCGUCUUCGAAGGACUUGGGUCGUUUGGACGGAUGGAAGGCUGUGACCCAACAGGCCGUGGUCAAGAUGUACGAGAGGGUGGAGGCACUGUCAACGGAGCUCUACCACACGCCGGCAGCGUUUGACGUGGCCAAACUUUUCUGCAAAGACACCGAGAAGAAGAAGAUUCAAGCAGUUCGUCGUCGUUCCGAUUCGUCGGUCAGCACGCAGGUCAGUGCCUCGGAGGUGCAGGAAGCACAGCUUCUUGCAGACGUGACGAAGACGAGGGACUGGGUCUCCCACAACCACGCCGAGGAACAGGAGGUUUUGGCUGCCUUCAGUUUACUGAUGAAGGCGUGGAGGGCCAAGCGAUGGUCGCUUUGUGAAGAAGGUUGGUGCUCUGGACUUUUGCCCGAAGGACAUGUUGUACUGGCAGGUGCAGACCCGUUGUUCAUCGUUCGGACAUACCGUUUGGCUGCACUCGCAUGGCCCGGCAAGAUCGUUAAGGACAAGGACCAUGAGUUUUUCGAAUUCAACAUGGGCGUUCGGUCUCUCUUUUGGAUGCACAGCACAUCUUUGGACUUGGAAGUGUUGCGGCUGCGAGUUGUUUCACCUCUGCGUGCCUCGGCUGCAGUACAGUUGAACAUUGUCAGCCCGACACGGACAUUCUCUACAUAUAUAUUCGUCCUAUAA
This is a messenger RNA of Symbiodinium sp. CCMP2592, 4236 nucleotides long. The record is from the annotation of a GenBank genome assembly. Lineage: Eukaryota; Dinophyceae; Suessiales; Symbiodiniaceae.